GAAUGGCUCGUCUUAGCACCGCCCUUGCUUUCGCUCUAGUUGCCACCAUUUCAUCCUCGCUUCUUGUGCAGGCAGCGGAUGAAGAUAUGCUGCAGGACUUUUGUGUUGCGGACAAUGCCUCCAAGAUCAAGGUGAACGGCGUCAUCUGCAAGGCGGCUGAGGAUGUCAAAGCUGAGGACUUCAAGUCGAGCCUCCUGGCGACUCCCGGGAACACCGACAACAAGCUCGGCUCCAACGUCACGCUGGCGAGCGUCUCCAAUUUCCCCGGUCUCAACACCUUUGGCGUCGCUCUUGCCCGCAUCGACUACGCUCCCGGCGGCACCAAUCCCCCCCACGUCCAUCCCCGAGGAACCGAGCUGCUCUUCCUCCUGCACGGGACCCUCUACGUCGGGUUCGUCACCACCUUGCCGGACAACAAACUCUUCGCCCAAAAGCUCAAUCCAGGGGAUCUUUUCGUCUUCCCUCGGGGACUCAUCCACUUCCAGCUCAAUGUGGGAGAGGAGCCUGCGGUUGGGCUCGCUGGCUUCAACAGCCAGAACCCCGGGACGUCUCAAGUGGCCAGGGCGGUGUUUGAUUCUAAUCCUCCCAUCAACGAUGACGUGAUCGCCAAGGCGUUCCAGAUUGAUGACCGUGCUCUCAUCCAGAAGCUGAGAGAGCUCAUCAGCAUGACUUGAAUGUUUCGUUGAUUCUAUUAUUAGAGAUUUUUAUUAAUAAACUCAUAAGAUCGUUUCAUUUUAAA
Messenger RNA from Selaginella moellendorffii, 739 nucleotides. Its product is annotated as germin-like protein 8-2. Lineage: Eukaryota; Viridiplantae; Streptophyta; Lycopodiopsida; Selaginellales; Selaginellaceae. The transcript has a single exon. Bases 3 to 674 code for a protein of 223 amino acids. The record is from RefSeq and is a predicted model, not a curated record. Gene Ontology annotation, molecular function: manganese ion binding. Gene Ontology annotation, cellular component: cell wall.